CAAGAAGAAAUGGUUCGAAAAAAAACUCUCAAAAGAAGAAAGAAAAAAAAAAACCUUAACGCGAUGCAAUAUUCCGUCCGCAUACAGCUUCUUCUCCCCUAAUGAACAUCUUCUCCAAAGGAGGCUCUCCCGCUAGGCCCGUUCUCUGAUGGAGUCGCUUGCCUCGCAAGCGAAGCCGGCUGCCGUGCUCUGGCUCGCCGGCUUCCUCCAGGCCGCGCGUCUCCACCGCGUCGUCUCCUUCUGCGUCAGCUCCAGGGCUCUGUCGAUCAGAAUCGCUCAGUGCUUCCUGCUCAACGGGUUCAUCUUCCUGGGGAGCUUGCUAACCUUGAAAUCGGUGGUCAUUCCAACUCUUCUAUGGAUACUGCCCGAGCAAUGCGAUCAAUCAUGGGGACAACAUCUAUGUGAUCACACAACAGCUGUUGCCUUGUAUUCGUUCUUACGUUCGGGGCUUGUCGAGAUUUUCUAUGUAUUUUGGUUUUAUCCCCUCUACAUCUUCAGCUUUAUAAUAAGUACACUUUGGUAUGGUGACAUUGCUAAGCAUGCUUUGGCUGUUGUGAAAAGUAAGAAGCUGGAUGCAAGUCAAGCAUCUGACUCUGACCCUCACAGCACAUCUGUAUCAGCAGAUAGGCCUGAAGGAUUUGAUGGGGUUGCGAUUGGUGUUGGAGAGCAGGUCUAUUCGAUACUUCUUUUGACUAUUUUCUUUGCUGAGGUUACAGUGAUUGGUUGCAUACCUUACCUUGGUAAGGCAAUGAACUUCAUGUUACUGUCUUUGAUGUAUGCCUACUACUGCUUCGAGUACAAGUGGAACUUCUUUGCAGUGAGCCUGAACCACCGGCUUGAUUUCUUUGAGUCAAAUUGGGCUUUCUUUGCCGGAUUUGGUAGUCCAUGUGUACUUCCGAUUUUCUUCUUCUCUCCUCUUACAAGUUAUGGUGUGAUGGCAAUACUAUACCCACUGUUUGUCAUGACAGCUGCUGGUACACAAGAAGAGCAAACCAUUGAUGAACUGAAAUCUUUGCAUGGAGGGAAACUGAAUAGAAUACCCUUGUUCUUUGUCGCGAAGCGACUAACGACGCAAGCGCUGCAGUUGUUCCCAGAGGCACAAAAGGAGCAAUGAGUGGUCCACAUAAUCACAUGAACUCAGAGGUGCAUAGUUAGUUCUCAUGGAAGUGAUCAUGUUGAAGCUGCAUCUGAGAGGUGCAUAGUUCACGCGAAAGCGCGGCUGCUCAUGUGCGCCACGCCGCAAUGUAAAUAUUCUGUACCAUUGCCGCUGUACAUAUACAUAUAUUGGGCCAAUAAAAAAGAAUCUAUGGUUGCCCACGAGAUA
Molecule: messenger RNA, 1324 nt
Organism: Aegilops tauschii subsp. strangulata
Lineage: Eukaryota; Viridiplantae; Streptophyta; Magnoliopsida; Poales; Poaceae
Product: protein EI24 homolog
Biological process (GO): macroautophagy
Cellular component (GO): endoplasmic reticulum
Source: RefSeq, a predicted model, not a curated record